AUGGCCCUCAAAUACGACCCCGAGUUCGCCCAAGCUGCGGCCCCAAUCCUCUCCGCUCGCGCUGCAGCCUCCCCCGCCGCCGUCCACGAUGUAGAAAUCCGCCGGACACGCAUCACAGCCGCCUACGCAGCCGCAUUCAAGAAACUUCCAGAAACUCCGGACGUCGAGCACAAGAUCUACCAGGUCAAGUCACACGAUGGCCAGCCCAUCUCCGUAUCCCACUUCUACAAGAAGUCCGGGCACGCGACGCCCGGCUCGGCCGUUUUCCACACGCACGGCGGCGGUACGAUCCAGGGUGAUGUAGAGCUGUUUGUCCCGCUGCUUGCGAAUGAAGUCCAGCAGACUGGUGUGCAGUUUUUCUCCGUGGACUACCGUCUUGCGCCUGAGCAUCCGCAUCCGAUUCCCGAGGAGGACUGCUACGCCGCGUUGACGUGGGUGUACGAGCACGCGGAUGAGUUUGGUAUCGACCGCAGCCGCAUUGCCACGAUGGGUGAGAGCGCGGGUGGUCGUCUGGCGCUAGUGAUGAGUCUCAUGGCUCGGGACCGUAAACUGUCGCCGCCGCUGGCGAAGCAGAUUCUGAUCUAUCCCAUGCUGGAUGACCGUAACACAAACCCGAUCGCAGCGUUGGAGCCGUUAGCAGUGUGGUCCAAUGAUGAUAAUAUCACUGCCUGGACGGCGCUGCUGGGCAAGGAUGUGGUUGGCACGGAUAAGGUGCCAGAGUAUGCUGCACCGGCGCGAGUGCAGAACCUUGAGGGGCUUCCGCCGACGUUUAUUGAUGUCGGGGAGUUGGAUGUCUUCCGGGAUGAGGAUUAUGCAUUUGCGGGGAGAUUGGCGGCUGCGAAUAUCAGUACGGAGUUCCAUGUGUAUCCUGGCUUGCCUCAUGCGUUUGAGGUGUUUGCGCCGGAGAUCGAUGUGACGAGGCGGGCUGUGGAGCACCGCAUGAAAGCUGUUACUUCGGUGUAA
This is a messenger RNA of Aspergillus chevalieri, 963 nucleotides long. Its product is annotated as alpha/beta hydrolase. The transcript has a single exon. Lineage: Eukaryota; Fungi; Ascomycota; Eurotiomycetes; Eurotiales; Aspergillaceae. The record is from RefSeq and is a predicted model, not a curated record. Gene Ontology annotation, molecular function: hydrolase activity. Bases 1 to 963 code for a protein of 320 amino acids.